AUGACAGUCAACACCCGUGCUGCUCUCAACCGGCUUUCGUAUGUACUAUACGAGCAUGCCGACAUGGAGAAAUUCAAGAAAUUUGCAGGAGAUUUCGGCCUCAUCGAAGCUGGGAAAGCAGAUGGUCUCACAUUCUACCGCGGAUACGGCAAGGAUGCGUACGUAUAUGUUGCCGCGGAAGGGCGGCGAGGGGGCGAGAGAAGGUUCAUAGGUGGUGGCUUUGUGGCGGAAUCGGCGCACGACUUCCACUUGGUCUGCCAGAUUCCAGGCGCCAAGAUACUAGACGCGACAAAGCGACCUGGGGGCGGGCAGCUAGUCGAGGUGCUCGAUCCCAACGGGUAUGUCGUCCAAGUUGCUUGGGAACAGGUUGAGCGCGAGGCGCCUGCCCAUGGAAUCUCAUCGUGUGAAGGCGGCCAGCCCCCAAUAAACGGCGCGCUCGACAAGAUUCGAAAGGGUCAGUUCACGCGCAUGAGUAGCGGCCCGGGUCUGGUCCACAAAUUGGGUCAUUUUGGCUACACGACAGACAACUAUGACGAGACGUGCCGAUGGUAUCAACAACACUUCAACUUUGUGCCAACGGAUGUGCUCCAUGCUCCAGACGACAAAGCUCGCGAGGUGGCCAAUCUUAUGCGCGUGGAACGCGGCAAAACAUUUGUUGAUCACCACUCGUUCCUCCUUGCCAGGGGUGAUGAUGGCAAAGGAACAAAGGUCCACCACUCGUCUUUUGAAGUCGAGGACAUGGACACGCAAAUGAUGGCGCAUCAAUGGCUGGGACAGGCCGGUUGGACCUUGGUUUGGGGUGUUGGCCGACAUGUCCACGGCUCUCAGAUUUUUGACUACUGGUACGAUAGCAGCGGCUAUAUUGUUGAGCAUUAUGCCGACGGAGACGUCGUCAAUGAAGACACGGAAACAACCUAUUCCCCUGCAGGUGUCAUGGCUGUAUGGGGGCCCCCUGUACCAGCCGUUUGGGGUGGAAAGGCCUCUGCGGUCAGCGGUUAG
Messenger RNA from Beauveria bassiana ARSEF 2860, 999 nucleotides. Its product is annotated as glyoxalase family protein. Gene Ontology annotation, cellular component: mitochondrion. Gene Ontology annotation, molecular function: methylmalonyl-CoA epimerase activity. Gene Ontology annotation, biological process: L-methylmalonyl-CoA metabolic process. Bases 1 to 999 code for a protein of 332 amino acids. The record is from RefSeq and is a predicted model, not a curated record. The transcript has 2 exons. NCBI's taxonomy places the organism in Eukaryota, Fungi, Ascomycota, Sordariomycetes, Hypocreales, Cordycipitaceae.